This is a messenger RNA of Coregonus clupeaformis (lake whitefish), 1700 nucleotides long. RefSeq names its product N-acetyllactosaminide beta-1,3-N-acetylglucosaminyltransferase 4-like. The record is from RefSeq and is a predicted model, not a curated record. Bases 239 to 1360 code for a protein of 373 amino acids. Gene Ontology annotation, molecular function: hexosyltransferase activity. The transcript has 2 exons. NCBI's taxonomy places the organism in Eukaryota, Metazoa, Chordata, Actinopteri, Salmoniformes, Salmonidae. Gene Ontology annotation, cellular component: membrane.
UGUGAGGUAACCAUAGUCGAGUCAAUUCGCAACGAUUCUCUAGAUGAAUAGCAUAACUUCUUAAAAACGCGGGUAUAGUAGUAUUUGUAAAGAAUUAUAACGCGAUCAACAAAUUAUAAAUUGAGUAUUUCAGAAACAGGUGCGCAAACAUUGAUUGCGCAUCCUUCCCGCUAAAGAUUGUGUGGUGGUAAAUGUUGAACAGCACUUCAAUUCUCUUCGAAACUCACGUCCUAAAACCAUGGGGAUACUAUUCAGAAACCAAAGCCUCAGUAGAUGGUCCAUUGUCAUUGGGACUGCGUUGUUGAUUGGCGUCCUCUUUAUGAUGAUGGACCUCAAUGUCCUACUACCAUAUAGGAGAGAGCUCAGAGUGUGGCAUAAGAACCACACAGACUGGCAGUGGAACACCUUUGCCUCCACCACACCACCACAGUCACAGCCCACUGUGGAUGUUUUUAAGUGCUCCCUCAAUGACAGCAUGCAGAACAUUCCAUCCUCUAUCCCAUCUCCCCACCGUAACUUCCUCAUGUUCAAACACUGCAGGACAUUCCCCCGCCUGCUGUCUCCGACACCCUGUGAAAAAGGCCUUUUUCUCCUGCUGGCCAUUAAGUCCACAGCCAUCCAGGUGGAUCGCAGGAUUGCGCUCCGGACCACUUGGGGGAAGAGGGGAUAUGUUCAGGGUAAAAUGGUGAAACUGUUGUUCUUAGUAGGUAAGUCGUCAGACAGAAUACAGGGAUACCCGCUGCAGCAGCUACUGGAGUGGGAGAGCAGGCAAUUUGGGGACAUCCUGCAGUGGGAUUUUGAGGACAGUUUUUUCAACCUGACCCUGAAGGAGGUCCACUUCCUGAACUGGUUCACCUUGGAAUGCCAGUGGGCCCACUACGUGUUCAAAGGGGACGAUGACGUUUUUGUUCACACCAGCAAUCUAGUUGAAUAUGUUAAAGGCCGAAAGCCCUCUGAGCAACUGUUCGCUGGUGACAUCAUUCCAAGAGCCUAUCCAAUCCGGCAUAACCAAUGGAAGUACUUCAUACCAGUGGAGAUGUACCCCAACAAGCCAUAUCCUCCAUACGCUGGCGGUGGGGGCUACCUGAUGUCACGUCAGACUGUGCUGAGCCUGGUAGUGGCAGCGUCCAGCACUGACCUCUUCCCCAUUGAUGAUGUGUUUGUGGGCAUGUGCCUGCAGAAGAUUAAUGUCACGCUGACGCACCACUCUGGCUUCAAGACCUUUGGGUUCCGUCAGGUGGUGUCACACUUCAACCCCUGCAUUUACAGGGAGAUCAUGCUGGUGCACAAACUGAAUCCCACCGAGAUGUGGACCAUGUGGUCUCUACUGCAGGACACAAAGCUAAAAUGCUUUAGAUAAGGAUGUGAGGCAUAAGGUGUUGUGUGUAUGUUGCUGUACUUGUCUAUCUUGCUACUGUAAAAUAAGAAUUCCUUUCAUAGAGAAAUGUUCCUUAUGAAUGGUCAGAAAUAGCUUCCUUUCCUUCAUCCAUACGAAUAUUUGAAGUAUUCUGACAUAUUGCCUUUCCUGUGUGUUCAGACAAGCAAAGAUGGUGUACGAGCCUUACGGAGAUUUGACUCUUAUGACAAGGACCUUUCUAGAAGGUUUCUUGUGUUUUAGGAAGUUGGAACAGAGGUAUUGAUAGGAAACUUUAAAAACAGGUCUAGUGGGUUACAGAGGUAUUGAUGGUAAACAUAAAAUA